AUGGCCUCGGCGAGCGGCCCCGGGCCCGCCCUGGGGGUCCUCAGCGUGAUCAGCCCGUUGGUCCGGUUCGGUUUCAUCAGCUGUGAUUCCAUACUGUUAUAUGGGGUUGUGAACAACAAUAUAACUUUUCCUACAUCAAGAUAUAUGCCUUUUAAAGAGAUUACGUGGAAAAAACACAAGGAUAAAGUUGUAGAAUGGGAAAGUAACUAUGCGGUCAAAACUUUCCCAUCUUUCGUGGGUAGGGUUCAUUUAGACACCACGUCAGGUAACCUCACCAUCUUCAAUUUAACAUCAUCAGAUGAAGGUGAAUAUGAAAUUGAAUCACCAGAUAUUAAGGAGAGUUCCAAGUUCUCUCUUAUUGUGAUUGGGCCUCUUCCAUCCGUGACACUAACUUGUGCAUUGACUGGUGAAAACAUUGUAGUCCAAUGCAGCAUCCCGGAGCAUAACAACCACCCAGAGCUUAUUACGUACUCAUGGAAUUGCCCUUCAGAACAAUGUAAAAAUCACUCAAUGACUGAAAUAUAUUUUGGGAUAGAAGAUGAUCUUUCUCAGGAAACACGGUGUACUGUUAGCAAUCCGUUAUUCAAAAGCACAUCAUCUGUUCUUUUGGAAACCUGUGUCCCAAGCAAUGGUCAUUUAAGGCACAGGUUUGUGCUUAUAGCAGUAUUUGUAGCAGCAAUUGUGGUAUGUGUUGUGGUGGUGUGGAUACCGGGGAACGCUGAAGAGUAA
Messenger RNA from Galeopterus variegatus (Sunda flying lemur), 729 nucleotides. It is a transcript of the gene CD58, whose product is annotated as CD58 molecule. Gene Ontology annotation, molecular function: signaling receptor binding. Lineage: Eukaryota; Metazoa; Chordata; Mammalia; Dermoptera; Cynocephalidae. The record is from RefSeq and is a predicted model, not a curated record. The transcript has 5 exons. Bases 1 to 729 code for a protein of 242 amino acids. Gene Ontology annotation, cellular component: cell surface.